CCACCGAACUAUCCCAGUGCGCGGUGCAUGCUGGGAGUGCGAUCCCCCGGCCAAUGGCGGCGCUCACCGACGCUUAAGUCGUUCUCUUUCUGAACCUGUACAUUUCUGUAUUGAAUGAACUAUAGACUUAACCGCAGCUACCGAAGAGGGGACAAUUGUUCGGGUUCCAAGCUUGGAGCUGUCGCCACUAAGCUGCGAUGAGACACUCUGAGGAGAAGCAGAGGAUGGUGACACAGGACUAUGUAGACAAUGAAGAGGCUGAAGUGGAACAGCUAAAGAAAAAGCUAAGGGCGCAGAGGCAUAGAAGAAAGAAAGCACUGACAGAUCACGAUGAGGAGAUACAAACAGAAGACCCAGUGGAAGAUCUCACCGCUACAGUCAGAGGGCAGCGGAGCCUUCCACCUUUAGCGGCUUCCACACCAGUGCCCAGUGCUGCUGAAGCUUCCAUGAGAGAGCGGCUCAGAGAAAGACUGAAAGCUGCAAGGUCUAAGGCAGAAAGUACUCUACAGGAUGAGUCCCCAGUUGUUUCGCCCCAAAGAUUACCUAAGUCUAAACAUGCAGAUUCAUUCAGAAGGUUUAAUGAAGAGGAUUCCUUUCAACUGGACAGGGUUAGAGAAGCUGAGACUGAGUUGACAUCAAGGGUCAGAUUUCGAGAGGCUGUAAAGACUGUACAGAAAAAGUCCCAGGCCCAGGAUGGAUACCCUAGUGCUGAGGAAUCCUACAACUUCUUCACAUUUGACUUUGAAACAGACAUGGAUAAUAAAAAACAUGAUGUGCCUGAAAAAGAAGAUGUCGAAGAAGGAGAGUCCUCGAUAAAACCCCUAGAAGAGGAAGACCAAGAGGAGGCAGAAAAUGGGAUGGGGGAAGAGGAGGAGUCGUUGGUUCCCGAGGAUGAUCUGUUUGUCAUUGAUCAGACUUUGAGGGAUUUUAUUGAGCUCUUGCCUGCUGAGUAUGAAGGCUAUCGUAAUCAAUUGCAGAAGGAACUGGACUGCUUUUUUAUUCCAAGCAUCCAACCAGUGCCAACCUCAAAAAAGGUACCAGAAAACAUGCAGCCAAGAUUCUUGGAAGAUGAGGGUCUGUACACUGGAGAGAGACCCAAAAUAACCCAAACCAAUCAGAACAUUCUUGAAAACAGAAUCCUACGGCAGGAAGAGAGUAAAAAGUGGUUUGGGGAUGAUGGCAAAAUUCUGGCAUUGGCUAACCCUAUAAAACAAUCAUCUACAAGACCUCCCAUAUUUUCCUUGCACGAAGGCAUAGAUCAAGCCCUGGAAACCAUAUAUGUAAAGGCAGGCCCACCAAAGGAAGAGAACAGGUAUGCAGUUGGAUCAGGAGAGUAUCAACUGGAUAUUGAUAUCUCAGGAAUUGUUUUUACGCAUCACCCUCUUUUUAGCCGGGAGCAUGUCCUGGCAUCAAAACUGGCACAGUUGUAUGAUCAGUAUCUUGGACGUAAACAAAAGAACCUCUCCGGUCUGUUGACAGACAAGCUUCAUGCUUUGAGGAAUGCUGUGCAGAACAUCUAUGGAAUCAGAGCAGCAAACAGCUCCAGGACGUUUGUUGAACAAAGUAUAUCUGAAUACAAACUGGAGAUCAGGCAAACAAGAAAGCUGCGGGACACAGAGCAACAGAAAGACCGAAUGCUUCUCAAGUCCAUCAUAAAAGUUUGGAAAGAAAUGAAGUCUCUUCGUGACUUUCAGAAGUUUACCAAUACAUCCAUGAAGCUCUUCUUGCGGAAGGAAGAUGUCAAUAAGAAAUCCGAUGAGGAGGCACACGAAGCUGAAAUCCAGGCCGAGAUACAAGAGCUGAUUGAAGAGUAUAUGGAAGACUACGAAAAAGAUAUGGUGCAAUAUAAAAGUGAUUUGCAGAAGUGGAAGUCAUGGAGGAAAGCACAGAAGCUGAAGAAAAAAAAGAAAAAAGAAGGUGCUGAUGAGGAAGAGGAAUUGGGUGCUAGCCAUACUGGAGAGGAGCUCCCCAAGCCUGUUCCCCCUGAAAUAAUAGACAAAAAAGAUGUUGAGCAACAGGUUCGAGAGAAGGCAGCUCACAUCAGAAGGAAACCUGGAGAACCUAUACUGAUACCAGAAAUGAAUCUGUCAGGAGCUGUGACACCCAAUGAGUUGUGCCCAAGGGUAGAAGUACAGAGGCGGGAGGACAUACAAAAACAUUCUUUGUUCAUUAGAAUCCUUUUCAACAAUAAAGAAGUUUCUAGAACAAUAGCAAAACGAUUGGGCUCAGACUUCAGAGUUCAUCUGGGCGAAAUAUUCAAUUUGCAAAUCUUCAAUUUGCCUGAAAGCAUAAAAUUGGAGAUAUAUGAAACAGUUCGGCAUGGUGCCACAACUCUGUUGGCAGAUGCAUUUAUUCCUAUCCCUGAAACCACAGUCCAUACUGGUAGAGCCCCUGUGGAGGAGAUUGAGUUUAGCAGUAACCAAAGAGUCAUGCAUGACCAUGAAGGAGUUGGCAGUGAUGUCCCGUUUUCAUUUGAAGCUGAUGGAAGUAAUAAAAUGAUUUUGAUGACCUCUGGAAAGGUAUCUUACGCUGCUUCUUGGGGUGUUGGAGACAAUGGAGUGCCUUUGGUUCCACCCAUUUUACAGUACAACACUGGCAUACAGAGAGCAUUUAAUAACAUGGAUGCAGUUGCGUCUAUAGGAGCAUCUGGUUUAACUGACAUGAAGAAACUGGCCAAAUGGGCAGCAGAAUCAAAGCUUGAUCCUAAUGACCCUAACAAUGCAGCUCUUAUGCAGCUGGUAAUGACCGCAAGCAAUGGGGAAGCAUCUGUUCCAGAAUUUUUCAGGCUGGAGCACUUACAAAAGGAGUUCAAUUUCACUUCAGAAGAAGAACUUAGAAGAUCAAAAAGAUUUAGACUUCUACAGCUUCGUAACCAGGAGGUUGCAGAAUUUCGCAAUUAUAAGCAAAUCCCAUUAAAGGACCGCGAGAUCCCUGAUAAGCUUUUCCAGGACUAUGAGAAGAAACUGCGGGAACAGGAUACUAUCACUGCAGAAAGCCAUUUAGAUAAGCACAGGGUCUUGGUGGCCAAGUACCUUCAAAGGGUUAGGGAAUCUGUGAUAAACCGAUUCCUCGUAGCCAAACAUCAUUUCAUUCUUUCCGAUUUAGUUAUUGAGGAGGAUAUCCCAAGUCUUGGAAUUCUAGGAAUGAGCCUAUUCAAACUGGCUGAACCUAAACGCCCCCUCAAGCCACGGCGGAAAGAGAGAAAAAAAGUCACUGCGCAGAACCUGUCUGAUGGCGACAUCAAGGUCUUGGUGAAUGUUAUCCGUGCUUAUGAUAUUCCUGUUAGAAAGCAGGUAACAAGCAAACCAGCACAACAACCAAGGUCUGCAAGAUCCUUCAAUGAAAUGUUCACAUCCGCUGCUUCACCUCAAGGCCAAACCCCAACUCCAGAGUCGACCGUUAACCAGGUCUUGGUCCGACCAUUUGUAGAAGUCUCAUUCCAGCGUACCGUCUGUCAGACCACAACGGCAGAUGGACCCAACCCCAACUGGAAUGAGGAACUCGUGCUUCCCUUUAGGGCUCCUAAUAGUGACUACAGCACGGCCAGUCUGCAGUCUGUGAAAGAUGAUGUGUUUAUCAAUGUCUUCGAUGAAGUGUCAUAUGAUAUUUUAGAAGAUGACAGGGAGAGAGGACAUGGAAUUCAUACACGGAUAGAGAGACACUGGUUGGGAUCUGUUCGUAUUCCUUUCACGACCAUCUAUUUUCAGGCAAGGAUUGAUGGGACAUUUUUAAUUGAAACUCCCCCGGUGCUUCUGGGCUACAGCAAACAGCGCAGCGCAGGCAUUGAAGGUGGAUAUGAUGCCACGCGAGGUCUGAGCCAAGGCUCUUUUCUAACACUGUUCAUCACCAUCGAGCCUCAACUUGUACCCGGAGAGCCUGUGAGAGAAAAGUUUGAAAGCCGUGAAGAUGAGAAGCUGCUGCAGGCUGCAGAGAAGUACCAAAGCGAGGGGGUGCAGAAGUACCCCAACCGCCAGUGCCUCACUACUGUGACAGAUAUCAACGGCACCACCGUUUUUGUAACUAGAUACAUCAAGCCUUUGAAUCCACCACAGGAACUUCUUGAUGCUCACCCAAAUAAUACUCAGGCCGCUUCCGAAUUGGUGGCGCACUAUGUUUCUCUUAUCCCAUUCCUGCCAGACAAUGUAUCGUUUGCUGGAAUCUGCAACCUAUGGAGUACAGCAGAUCAAUUCCUUGAUCUCCUGGCUGGGGACGAAGAGGAACACGCUGUCCUGUUGUGCAAUUACUUUCUGGCCAUGGGGAAGAAGGCAUGGCUCCUGAUCGGAAACGCAGUCCCUGAGGGACCAACUACAUAUGUGCUGACAUUGGAACAGAACCAGUACAUCAUAUGGAACCCGAGCACUGGAAGGUUUUAUGGCCAGUAUGACACAUUUUGCCCACUACAAAGUGUUGGGUGUCUGAUUAAUGCUGAUAAUAUUUGGUUUAACACGCAGCAGUACGACGCACCAGUGAGUAUGACCUUUGACACAAGCAGGACCAAUAUGUGGAAACCAUUCUUUUCCAGAAGUUACCCUCAUCCUGGGCUCUCGAGUGUUCAGCCAGAGGAGCUGAUGUACCAGCGUAUAGACAAGGCAGCGGCCGCUGAACUGCAAGACAGGAUUGAAAAGAUCCUAAAAGAAAAGAUCAUGGAGUGGAGACCGCGGCACCCCACUCGCUGGAACAGAUUCUGCACCUCGACCCUGCGCCACUUCCUGCCUCUGCUGGAGCUGAACCGAGGGCGGGAUGUAGAGGAAGAUCAUCGGGCAGAACUACAGAGGCAGCUCGGGGACUAUAGGUUUUCCGGCUUCCCCAUACAUAUGGCCUUCUCGGAGGUGAGACCGCUCAUAGAGGCAGUGUACAGUACAGGCGUUCAGAACAGUGAGGUGCCCAACGUGGAGUUUGCACUGGCAGUUUAUGUUCAUCCCUAUCCAAAGAACAUCUAUUCGGUGUGGGUGUAUGUUGCCUCCCUUGUUCGAAACCGAUGAGGCUGAAAUAAGUCUGCAACAUCUUAUUAUUGGGCUAGAACAUUGCUUUGGCUUCAUGUGUGGCCUGGGGUGAUAAUGUUGCACAGAGUGAGAGGCAGCCAAGCUUUAUGGGCCUUUAGCACAGGGUGUCCAGAUACAGCUAUAUGCCUACAUACCCCUGUACUGCCUCCGGGUCCAAACAGAUCAAAUAAGGAUUUCCAGCUCCUUGUAGCCAAAAAGCAAAACCCACGGGCGCAACCUCUGUGGCCACGAACAGCUGACUGCAAACGUCCUAAUCACUAAAGUCAUAACAGUGUAAGAUUCUUAUAUCUCAUUCAUUUGUUGAGCUAUUGAGGCUAAUAACUUAUUUUGGAGUGUUGUCAUUCACAGAUGUAUAUGAAUGUAUUUACAGUGUGUUUAUUGUACAUAAUGUAUGUAUGUGACUAUUUUAUACAUUUAUAGUAUAAAUAUUAAUAAAAAAAAAUCAAUCAUA
This is a messenger RNA of Xenopus tropicalis (tropical clawed frog), 5454 nucleotides long. RefSeq names its product coiled-coil and C2 domain containing 2A (gene cc2d2a). Lineage: Eukaryota; Metazoa; Chordata; Amphibia; Anura; Pipidae. Bases 198 to 4982 code for a protein of 1594 amino acids. The record is from RefSeq and is a predicted model, not a curated record. The transcript has 36 exons.